This is a messenger RNA of Gavialis gangeticus (Gharial), 5222 nucleotides long. It is a transcript of the gene EDA, whose product is annotated as ectodysplasin A. Gene Ontology annotation, cellular component: membrane. Gene Ontology annotation, biological process: animal organ development; immune response. Gene Ontology annotation, molecular function: death receptor agonist activity; tumor necrosis factor receptor binding; death receptor binding. The record is from RefSeq and is a predicted model, not a curated record. The transcript is spliced from 8 exons. The coding region runs from base 1 to 870 and encodes 289 amino acids. NCBI's taxonomy places the organism in Eukaryota, Metazoa, Chordata, Crocodylia, Gavialidae.
AUGGGCAAAACGGAGAUGGAGCUGGUUGCAAUAAGCGCAGAUAAGAGGAAGAAGAGGAGAGUUGUGAAUGACCUUGAAGGCUUUGAACUUCAGUUGGCCUUGCUGAAUUUCUUCCCCUCUGAAGAAAAGCUGCAUCUUGGAGAAGAAAGUAGACGUGCCCGUCGAAAUAAAAGGAGUAAAAGUAGUGAAGGGCCAGAUGGUCCAAGUUCAGUUAAAAACAAGAAAAAAGGUAAAAAGACUGGUCCUCCAGGGCCCAAUGGCCCUCAAGGGCCACCAGGGCCUCCUGGUCCGCAGGGCCCUCCAGGCAUCCCAGGGAUCCCUGGAAUUCCAGGCACGACUGUAAUGGGACCUCCUGGCCCUCCUGGUCCCCCUGGCCCUCAGGGACCACCUGGCAUGCAGGGCCCCUCAGGUGCCACGGACAAAGCCAGUUCGAGGGAGAUACAGCCAGCUGUGGUUCACCUCCAGGGCCAAGGUUCAGCAAUUCAAGUAAAGAAUGGUGGAGUCCUUAAUGACUGGUCACGCAUCACUAUGAACCCCAAGGUGUUUAAGCUGCAUGCCCGCAGCGGGGAGCUGGAAGUACUGGUGGACGGCACAUACUUCAUCUAUAGUCAGGUAGAAGUAUACUACAUAAACUUCACUGAUUUUGCCAGCUAUGAGGUGGUGGUAGAUGAGAAGCCCUUCCUGCAGUGCACUAGGAGUAUUGAGACUGGCAAAACCAACUUCAAUACCUGUUACACAGCCGGGGUCUGUCUCCUCAAAGCCAGGCAGAAGAUUGCAGUGAAAAUGGUCCAUGCUGACAUCUCCAUCAACAUGAGCAAGCACACAACGUUCUUCGGGGCCAUACGCCUAGGAGAUGCACCAACAUCCUAGGUGAACCUGGCAUGUACAAGGAGACUCCCAGAACUGCAUGGUGCUGCUGUUCAUAGGUGUUUCAGUAUUUCAGGGGGGUCUAUAAUCCAGCCACAAAGAAAACUGACCCAGAGCUAUUUAUUCCUUUAUGUGAAUGCAAAAAGAGCAAGGUUUCCUUUGCGUUGCCUGGAGACUUGGACUGGAAAGGCAGUUGAAAGCCAUUAUGAGAAAGAAAGGUGGCCCUGUCCUUUUUUGUCUCAGUGUUUCAAGCAUUACUGCACUGAUGCUCUUCUCUGUGGUCCUCCCCUGAGACUUCUGGUGAGAAUGAUAUGGGUUUCCUGCUUUUAUGUUGCACUAGCAAGAACAUCCAUGGCAAGAGCAGCAGGAGAGACAGACUUCUGAUGGAUUUUUCUGUCCAGACACUCGUACACUGCUGCUUCUGCACAUGUAUGUGAGCAAGAAACCCUUGUGGUUUCUGCUUUUCCACCUAUGUCAGACAGUUCUAAUUGCAAUGGUAAUGUAAUGUGAAAGGUGGAGAAUGAGAUCAACUGGGUGGUGUUUACAUUCAUCCUUUGGACUGUGAGAAUAAGUAGGUGAAGUGCCUCUAUACAGGGCUUGGAAGCAGGCUGCAAAUGCAAUAAGGGUGAAAGGAGCACCAAUAAUUAAUAAGAGAGCAGACUGCUGUCAUGACUGCCUCUGCAUAUUGCAAGCCCAGUGUUGAGAUGUUCCUGACAGUGACAGGUUCCAGUGCCACUGCUACUUGCCAGUCCUGCCAUGUGCCCACAGGUAUAAGUUGCCCUACUGUGUACUUCCUUGAAGUGUUGCUGUUGUAACAUCAGCUUGUACUAACCUGCUGCAUACCAAGAAAUAUUUACAGAGGCUUCACAGUGCUGCAUGCUGCUGGCACAGAUGCCCACAUAAACACUUAGAAGCUGCUCACUGAAAUGGGUACUUUUAAAAAAGAAUAUUCAAGGAAGCAGGCUAAUAAUUUCUGAGUUAAUAGCAAUUAUGUGCUGGUUUUUGGUUGUUUUUUCUCAUUCUGUACAUUAGAAGAAUCUUUCAUUUCUGGUUUUCCAGCCCUCUACCUUGAAGACAUUACAGUAAGUGGUGAUGAAAUAAUCUCCACCAAAAUCUGUACUGAAGACUCUGGUCCAAUGCACAUGCCCACCAAUACUGAGUCUGGUCCUAACGUGACUCUUUGGCCUUAAUGGGAAAAUUAGGACACCAUAGCUUCUUUAGGCUUCCUAAGUAAUGCUUUCCCACCACCUCCUUUUGACUGAUGAGAGAGAAAGCCAUAAGGUGCAUUUGAGGUAGGGAAGGGGCUCAAACUUCAGUUACUUCUCUGCAUUGUGCACCAUUUUUUAAAAACUGGCUACCUAUGUACAGAACACAUUUCCCAAACAUAAAGGUGACUGGGAGAAGAAUAGGGUAUUAGCCAACAUACAAAAAUAAUUCCUGAAUUGCAGAAGCAAAUUCUUAACAGACAGCUUGGUACUAACCUUCUUGUCUGUCAGCAUGAACAACUUAAUGAUAACCUGUUGGAUUUUAAAAAUGAACCUCUGUCAGUAACACCAAGACAGCAGUGGGAUUGGCCAGCUAAUGUUGCACAAAUAGCAUCCUUGGCCUCACUGCCUUUCUCCGUUUGUAGUCAGGGAUCUCAUCUUCUAAGCAUUGUAGCACCUGCCAGCAACUGUAGUUGUUGUGAGAUAAGCGUUUCCUGGGCCUUUCAGGCUUUGAUUUCAAACCUCACUACUCAGAGGAGAACAUAGUUUUGCCAUAACAGUUUGGGAAAUUGCCUGCUAUUCCUUUCUUCCUUCUUUCCAGUCUUGAUACAUUGGGCUACCACAAGCAGCUGGGCAUUUAACUAGUCUUCAGAAGUCUGUUUCCCUCAAAAUGAAUUUGAGGUGCUCUCCUCUAAGAAUGGUGAAUUCAGGAACUCUGUGUGAGAUGAGAACAGUAAUCUCCAUUAAGCAUCUCCUUGACAAGAAUACUGUAGAAGACAGUCUGCUUACCCUGCAAGACCCGAGUAGGUACCAGGAAUGCAAUGAUCUAGAAGAGCCCAAAGAGUAAGUUUAUCUUCUGUUUCCCAUGCUUCCAGGCUCCUAAAUUCCCACUUGAAUGAUGUGACAAGGAGCAGGAUUACUCCACCCAUGCAGAAGCAGUGCCUAACAGCUCUGCCUUGUGCCCCUUGUGGCCUGUAUAUACAGCAGCAUUGAAGGGCUCUGCAGGGAACUGAAUACUGCCUCCCUCACCAGCUUGCUCUCCGAUGCUCAGCUUGUAAAAUGUGCCUUUUUUAAAAAAAUUUUUGUAUUUGAUUCCAGUAUAAGCUGAGCUCCAGAAUGCACAGUGCAGGAGGGUGGGGAGCACAGGGUCUGCAUCACUAAUUGCCAAAGCCAUCACUGGCAGAAUGAGCAUAACUCCAUUGUUCUCACUGUCUUAUGCCAACAGUGAAUGGAACCAUAAAGAGCCUUUUUAUACACCGAGACCAAAUGGCCUCUCUCCAGGAACAAAAUUUUUAUUAAUAAAGUAUGGACCUGCAUUAUUAAGAUAACUAAACUACUGUAAGUUCACAAAGCUGUGGAGGUGGUUCUGUUUGUGGCCUCUCUGUGUCACCAUCUCAGGAGCCCUGUUUAAUUAUCCUGGAGUUGAACAGAACCAGUUUGAGACCAGAUCAUAGCAGCCAAGGGCUGGAGGUGGCACUCAGCAAGAUUGUGACACAAUACAAGAGCUAACAGGGGCCUGCUCCAGUCUUCCACUGUGAUGCCUUUCGCUUUAGACAGGCAUGAGUUAGGGACAAAUUUUAGGGACAGUUUUUUUUGCACAUCAGGGACCAUGGUCAGACCCUGUGUUUUGCAAAUGCAGCUCCUGCUGCUUUUCUGUGCCCCAGCUCUUUCCCUCCAGUGGCACUCCUGCUUUUGCUAAUGUGCCUUAGCUCUGCCAUUUUAUUUCUGGCUGGAUCCCAGUUGCAGAAAUGUAGCAAUCAGCGGAUGGUGUACAUUACACAAGUUUAACCCCCCCCAUUCUUAUGUAUAGACAAUCUCUGGGGAAACACAUUCUGCUGCUCUAUUCUUGCCAUCUUGAAAAGAACUGUCUGCAGUAGAUGAUUUUGCCUACACAAGAGUUGCAGGUCUGCUGCUCUUCCUUUUCCCAUGUGCCUUUCUUACAUAUAUAAGCGUGUCACCUGUUUAUAGGACUGAGGAGCCCAAUUCCCUGCUCCGUCUGACAGCUGCACCAGGUCACCACCAGACCUGGGCCGUCCUAACAGAACCAUGAAUGAGAAAUGCUCUGAGGCAGAGAGCCAUGGUUUGUAUUUAGAAAAACACAUUCUGAAUACUCGGAGGUAGAUUGUUCAGUGUUCUCGCAGCCAUGAGAGUCACCACAGGGUUGGUGCUCCCCAGCUUUGUACCUCUUGGGACAAACUAUUUGGUCACAGCAGAACUGGUACUAAGUGAGGGGAUGGUGCAGAGAAUUAGUGCCAAGCUGCUUGUUGCUCCUAGCUUUUAAGGUCCAAUGAUUUCUGCACCAGAUCAGUAUUCUGUUACUCUCCAGCACAGCAGCAUUGCUGUAGAUUCCUCAAGCAAAGAGAAGUGACCAUGUCUGUUCUAAUAGUCUGAGUGUGGGGGCGCUACAUGAGGUGAUGGAGAUGUACAUUUGUGCUUCCUGCUGUGUUCAGCUGCAUAUUUCAAGGCUGUCUGGAAUGCAGAAAUGCUGCAAUGAGUGUUUAAUUUCUUAUUUUCAAACUUGUUUGAAGCAUGCAAAGGCUCACCCACUGCUUGAAAUGGGUACUGGUGUACUAAGUGUCCUCAUACUGGGUCUUGGACUCCUAGUGAACAGGGCCAGCUGAAAGCAUUAGUGACUGUUUGAAUGAGCAGCCCCAGGCACCCUGGUGACUGUGAGUUGAGCUCAUGGAGCAGCAUUUUUUUUGCUGAUUGUUUCCUUAUCAUUUUGGCAGGUUGAGAAGUGUUUCCUGUUCAUGGCUCUCUCACUCUACAUGCCUGAGUUUGCAAUAAAAAGCAACUGUGUAUUUAGUUGUUGCAUCCGUUUUUAAAUUUGACUUCUACAAGUUGACUGCAUGUGUCAUUUCCUGCUUUGAGAGAGCCUGGAAAAAGUCUUACAAAUCAUUGCUUCCAGUGAGCCUCUGCUCGGGCUCCUAUUAUGGUAGUGGGGUUGUGGGCAUAGAUGUAACAACUCAAAGCCCACUUUUCUCUUGUGUGAGCUACACAGUGAUGUACUGAUGCUGCUUUAUGGAUCAGCAUCUUUAUUCAAGACACUAUCUGUAUAUAAAAUAUACAUAAUGUAUAUAAUUGGGAUGUAAGUUUAUGUAAAUUGUCAAUAUUUUCUUUGCAAAUAAAGCUUUCUCCUGAUCUGACCUA